CCCUUUUAACCGCUGGCUUGCCGGAGCUGCCUGGCGAACGGGAGUCGCUGGAUCAGAAGGCAGAGGGAGUGACGCUCCAGGUAUAAAUAAAUAACAUUCUGGGCCACCACCCAAGAGGGGUGGAGUGAAAGCUGGUGAAGAAGAAGCUGGGAGGAAAAGAAGGAGAGCACGAGAGGUGGACAAAUGAAAGGGAAAAAAAAGAAAUUUUCUGGGGAUUUCUGAGAACUCUAAGCAAACUUCCCGGACGUUGCUGGACAAAAGUGGAACAGGAUCCAACUCCGAACGCUGGGAGGAUAUAGAGUUUUUUGUGGCUUGGAUUGCUUUGGCACUGCCCCUUGGCGGAGGCAGCGGAUUGGGGCGACUACAAAAGCAGGAAGGGAGACGGGACGUUCCUGUGAGUCACUUGAGGUGUGGGAAAAGGCAGUUGGAGUCUUCUUCUGAGCAAAGAUGCCCAUCCUCAAGCAGUCCCCAGUUUCUCAUUCCAAGAAGAGGCCCCGUCUGGAUCGAGCCAUGAUUAGUGCCCCUUUGGGGGACUUUCGACAUACGAUGCACAUUGGCCGUGGGGGUGAUGCUUUUGGCGAUACGUCUUUCCUCAGCAACCACGGGGGCUCCAAGACCAAUGGGUUGCCUCAUGAUGUGGCAGUGUCUCCUGGGUCCCUUUGUUCUCCUGGAGAUGUUUCUGGUUGCUUUGAACUGCUGUCUCCUCCUGGUAGCGGGAAUGGCAUAGUCCAGAGUCCGGCAACAUCGACCCCUGAUGGCAGCUUUGUGGUACUGCAGAGCCCAGAGAAGGCUGACUGGAAGCCACAAAAGCCCCCUAAUGGAGAAGGUUGGGACCUGCAACAGAAGUUCUCCUUGGAGAGUUCCACGCUGGAACAUGCUGAAUCCCUUCUCUCUUUCCAGCUGGACUUGGGACCUUCCAUCUUGGAGGAUGUGCUUGGAGUGAUGGAUAAAGACUGGGACAGUAUUAAAGGGCAGGAGCAGGAAGCAUUGAGGGGUGAGAGCCCAAGCCCACUAGGGUGCCCCCAGCAGGGGGAUGAAAAAGAAGAGGAAGAAGAAGAAGAGGAGGAGGAAGGGCAGAGCUACAGUUUUGAAGAUGAACAGGAUGAAGAGAUUGGGUUAUAGGAAGAGGAACAUCCUGGCUUUGCCCUUUCUUUUCUUUUCCCCACCCCUAAAAUUUCUGCUAGCCUUCUCUUGCAGAGUUUUUCAGCCUCUACUGCAGUAGUCAGCAGUUGGCAGCCCUUUGGCCAAAUAUGGCCAGCAAAUGACUAUUAACUAAUCCACCAACUUAUCCCUAUAGAGAAGCCUUUUACCUUCAGAUUUCUUAUUGUUGUGUUUACACAGGAAAACGCCAAUCAGAAUCUUAUGGCAUGUUCCGUGAUGCUACUUUUGAAAAAUAGGUUCCAGAAGGUGCUUCUAAUCCUUGUCUCUCUCCACUUCUCAAUGACUUAUAUUCCUUCCAAGGCCUGGGACAGUGCAACUUCUUUGUACUGGAAAAAUACGUCUUGGCUUCAGCCCAUCUCCUCUGUCUGGAAUCAAAGUGACAUACCACUGAGUCUGUUACGAAACUUUCUGUCCAUCAACUGCUCUUAUGUUUAUCAUUUUUACUUAACCGUCUUGAAUUCCAGCUCUCUAAUCCACUGUUAGUUUCUCUCUAUGAACUUGGAAUAUGCUUUGAGGAAAGGCCACCUAAGCAAACAGACUGAGAGGAUGUGAGGACACAGUCUUAACCAAGAGGCACAUUGUUGGAAGAAAGGACAAAGAGAGAAUGAUACAGUGUUGGAAAAUCUGUCUAAUAAUCUCCAAUUAUGUAGCCAGUCUCUUCUAUCAACCUGUAUGCUAUUAUGACAUUCAAAGGUAUGAAGUCUUUAUCUGUCCACCAAUCUCUUUUCAACUGAUGAACACAGGCUAGCCCAACAGCUUCCAUUUCAAAAUUAAUUCACUGAUCAGUUCUUUCUCUUACACCUAUAGAUCUGUAUAUCCAAAGCAGUAUUGUCUCUGUUGUGAGAUUUCUUCUUAAGAGAUGAUUUUGUGUUAAGACAAGAACAUGGUUAGAAGGAAAACAAGAACUUCUUCACGUUUUCUUGAAGCCAGUGAAAAGGAGAUGGCAGGAAGAAUGAAGAAAAGAUGUUUGGUUCAUAAUUUGAAGAGACUGUUGAGCGAGCUGCGAAUAUCCACACACCUAGUUGCCUAUGAAAAGGGACAGAAUUUUCUCCCAGUGGCCCACCUCAAUGUUUUUUGCAUCCUGUAUAAAAGAGGAAUCUGUUUUUGGCAAUCCAUUCAUGUACAAAAAAGGACAAAAUUUUCAACGGACAUGGUAGCUGGAACAAUUCCCACGUUAUUUUUCUCUUUUGGCUAGUCACUUUUUAAAUGGAUUUAUUUAUGAAGGACAAAACUUGGAAUGCUCAUGUGGAAAAAAUAUGCAUCAGUUUUUUUUCUUCAUUAAAGCUGUGACGGGGUCGGGCGGUAAGGCAGGGUUGCAUCCGUAGACGGCAUCUCUAUCUGACAUGAACUGGAUCCCCUUUUAAAUAAGGUGCUUUUAAGCUGAAUACAAUUCAGUGGGCUAGAAGUGGCAAUAACUGGAGAGGGAUUUUCACUGGCCAACGUAUUUUUGAACAACCCUUCUGUAAUCCCAGAUCCUGAUCCACCAAAUGAAUAACUUGUCCUUUUGCCCAUCAGAUAUUUCUUUUGUGUUCUUUUUAAAAUGGGAUUCUGUUACAACUUUCUUGGCUUCCCUAAAUUGGCCUGCGGGAACAUUGUCAAAUAGGGGAUAACUCAUUUUUGGAAGGUUAAUGGUAAACAGUUGGGAAACAAAUCUGCCCGUUCUCUGUAUAUAUGCAGAGGUGGUGGUACAGCUGUAGAUGUAUUUGUUUGUGCUAAAUGUAAGAAUGCUUAUAUAAGGAUAAUGCCUCCCCGUUACAUUCCCCCUCUGUUCUCCCCAUAGUCUUUAUCCACACUCCUGUUCCAAGUCUGAGAUCUGACUGCCGGUCACCAGGAUCCACCUUGCCUUGGCAAGCUGUUUCAGGAAAUAGAAAACAACUUUGUAUUGGCUCCUUAGGGGACUGCUUACAGAUGGAUCUAGUCUAUAUGUUCUCGAUUCCACCGUGUUUCUGCUUUGGGUUCUUAUUCCUGAUUCAUUUAUCAUGAUGGAAAAGGUAUAUAGAACUGUAAUGUAUAUGGCCUUACCUUAAGUAUUUACCUGCUACAAAAAAGAAAAGUUGUUUUCCUUGCCAGAGUGAGUGUUAUCACCUCCUGUCCCUCUGCAUAAAGGGGACAAGAUUUAAAUAUGUCAGUAUUAUGGGGGAAUAAGGGUGCUUAGUACAGUCCUGACAUUGCUACAAGAUAAAGUAUGCAUCACCUGUGAAGCUCCCAGAAGCUAUGGCUGCAGCCUCAUGAGCUUCUCCAAAUGUUGCCACUGAAUUGUCAUUUUUAAUAUAAAGGAGGGGGAAGAAAUAAUUAAUUUCAUGGAGAGCAAUCAUGCAAACUCUGUUUCAUUUAAAAUUCAGUGUUGUUUUUGUCUGGUUUUGGGAGCGUCUGCCCCUUAAAAAGCCAGAUACUUCCCUCUGAUCAUAAAGAGCUAAACACCUUUGCAGUAGAUCUCACUUACUUACCCCCUAUCCUCUAGUAUAACACCGGACGUAUUUGAUUAUUCUCUGCUCUUUUGCAAAUGAGACAGGUGAGUGGCGAUGGAGCAGGAAAGAUUGUUUAAGGCUGUGACCAUGCUUUUGCAGCACCUGUCCUUCCUUAGAAAGUGGUCUUGGCUUUGUGGUGGGAAACGUGCUUUCUCUAAUUUUGCUCUACUGGGUCGCAUGUCCCAGCAAGCAGUUUCAAGACCGGAAGUGAAUAUUGUGGUACUGGUGAUUCUUAGCUGAAGAAUGUAAGUUUGGGCAGGAGAUAUCAGAAACUUAAGGAAAUGGAGGUUCUCCAUCAUUUGGGGUUCUCCAUGUGAGGUAUAAGAAGAGUUUUAAUGUAUUAGGGUGGAACGGUUGGGUUUUUCAGGAAGUAAAGUACAGAAUGUUACAACAGAAGCUAAGGUCCCAUAAAUUAAUGUUGGUCUUCAGCUCAGGACUUAGAUUUAUUAUGGGUGGAGGUAUCUCCCAACUUUAGCCAACUACAAACAGGAGCUUAGCUGAAGAAUGUUCCAUCAGAUAAUCACAAUGUACAACCAGUUAUUGCUCCAGAUCAGUGUUUCUCAACCUCAGCAACUUUAAGAUGCAUGGACUACAACACCCAGAAUUCCC
Python bivittatus (Burmese python) is the source of this 4238-nucleotide messenger RNA. RefSeq names its product CDC42 effector protein 5 (gene CDC42EP5). Gene Ontology annotation, molecular function: small GTPase binding. The record is from RefSeq and is a predicted model, not a curated record. NCBI's taxonomy places the organism in Eukaryota, Metazoa, Chordata, Lepidosauria, Squamata, Pythonidae. Gene Ontology annotation, biological process: positive regulation of pseudopodium assembly; Rho protein signal transduction; regulation of cell shape. Gene Ontology annotation, cellular component: cytoplasm; cytoskeleton; plasma membrane.